Molecule: messenger RNA, 3807 nt
Organism: Pseudopipra pipra
Lineage: Eukaryota; Metazoa; Chordata; Aves; Passeriformes; Pipridae
Product: zinc finger CCCH-type antiviral protein 1-like
Exons: 15
Coding region: 1-2172 (723 amino acids)
Biological process (GO): positive regulation of mRNA catabolic process; positive regulation of type I interferon production; response to virus
Cellular component (GO): nucleus
Molecular function (GO): NAD+-protein mono-ADP-ribosyltransferase activity; RNA binding; metal ion binding
Source: RefSeq, a predicted model, not a curated record
AUGAGCGACCCGGCCGUGUGCUGCUUCCUCACCAGGGCGCUGUGCGCGCAGGGCGGGCGGCUGGGGCUGCCGGAGCUGCAGCAGCACGCCGGGCUCUCGGCCCCGCAGCUGGCCGAGACGCUGGCGGCCGCGGGCCCCCGGCGCUUCCUGGUGCUGCGCGGCGGCGCCGAGGUGCUGGCCGUGACCGACGUGCGGGUCUGUGCCCGCAGGGAGUGCGGCGGCUGCGAGCGGCUGCACCUCUGCAAGCUACACCUCAUGGGCAGGUGCCACAUGCGGCCCAGCUCCUGUAAGUACUCACAUGACAUCACCAGUGCUGAGAACAGAAAAGUUCUAAAAAAACAUGAUUUGUCUGGCCUCAGUGAGGAUGAGCUGCGAAUCCUGCUUCUCCAAAACGACGCUUUCUUCCUCCCUGAUACCUGCCAAUUUUACAACAAAAAAGGUGGUGUCUGCAUGCAGCAAAACAACUGCAACAAGCUUCAUGUUUGUCGACACUUUCUCCAGGGGGAUUGUAGAUUUUUGCUAUGCAUGAGGUCCCAUAACCUCUUGGAUGACCAUGCAUUGAGAGUGUUGGAAACUGGAGGCAUUGAUGGGAAAAUAGCUUCGAACCUCCAGAUUAUAUAUGAUCACAAGCACAUGGAAUUCAACAAGGAACUGAAGAAGGGAAAUGUACACAACUACAAACCAAGGGGAAAUUAUUUGAAACAAGAAGUAGUUACAAGGAAUAAAGAACCUAAAGUGCCUCUGCAAACUGUGGACUCCACACUGCAUGUGCCAUCUCCAGAAGGUCCUGGUAGCACCCUGCCUGGUCAGAGACAACAGCAGUUGCCAACAGGAGGUAAAGAUGAAGGUCCUGGUAGCACCCUGCCUGGUCAGAGACAACAGCAGUUGCCAACAGGAGCUGGAGGUAAAGAUGAAGAUAAAAAGGACGAUUCCUCUGCUGAAGCUUCAAAGGACAACAAAGAAGUUAACUGUGAUGAGAUCUGUGUGUUCUAUGUCUGGAAGUACUGCAAACAUAAGGAUAAAUGCAAAUCUGUUCAUUACCAUUUGCCAUAUAAAUGGGAGAUAUAUGAUGGGAUCACCUGGAAAGACCUUUCCAUGAUGGAGGAAAUUGAAAAGGCCUAUUGUGACCCAAAAAACAGCAGCAUAGCAGGCAGGAACAUUAACUUCCAGACAAUGACCUGCUCUUCUUCCCCGGUUCGACGCCUCUCUACACCGUCAUCCGUCACAAAACCCACAUUCGUACUGACCACACAGUGGGUUUGGUACUGGAAGAAUAACAAAGGCCAAUGGACUGAAUAUGGAGAGCAGGGAGAAGGGGACAGUGUGGACUCGCCAUCUUCUGCUGUUCUUGAGAAUUUGUAUCAAGCAGAUCCAGAUGCCACCAUAUCUUUCCAGGCUGGUCAGCAUCAUUACAACCUCAAUUUUAAAGAAAUGACCCAGACAAACAUUGCUUUUAAAACCCGAAGAGAGGUCUGCAGGAGACCAAAAUUUGUGUCUUCUGAAGAUGUGCAGAAGAUAAAGAAAGGCCAGAGGGAUUCUUCUAUUCCAAAUCAAGCCUGUCCUAGCCACUGGGAUCAAUCUGCACUGCCUGACUUGGGAUACAAGGCAGUGGUGAUCAGUAGUGUGACCUCUGAAUACAACGCAAUAAAGCAGCUGUUCCAUCAGACUAUGAAAACCUACAGCAUCCUUAAAAUACAGAGGAUUCAGAAUCCAUCCCUCUGGAAGGUGUUUCAGUGGCAAAAGGAGAAGAUGAAAAGGGAAAAUGGAGGAAAGGAAGUGCAGGAAAAGCUCCUGUUCCAUGGAACCAACACCUCCUUCAUGGAAGCCAUCUGCACUCGGAACUUUGACUGGAGGAUUUGUGGAAAAAAUGGAAGUAACUAUGGAAUGGGAAGUUACUUUGCUAGAGAUGCUUCCUAUUCCCAUGCAUAUUGCCAGGCUGCAGAGAAAGGACACAUGAUGUUCGUGGCUCGUGUUUUGGUUGGAGACUACAUUAAAGGGAAUGCAGCCUAUGUCCGCCCUCCAAGGAAGUCUGCGGAUGGGCUUUGGUUUUAUGACAGCUGUGUGGAUGAUGAGUUAAAUCCUUCUGUUUUUGUUGUCUUUGAAAAACACCAGAUUUACCCAGAGUACAUAAUAGAGUAUAAAGAGGAUGAAAAAAAAUGUGUUAUAUCUUAGAGGGAUCGUGGCAGUUUAUAUCCCUCAUCUUGUUUUCCGUACUGCAGGUGUUCUCAUACUUGGUGACUUCUUUCUUCUUAAUACAGUUCUUUGGAAUGUUAAUCCAAACAAAUUUUGCAUUGAGGAGGGCUGGCAAAACAGAUGUUACAAUUGAGACUAACUGCCUUCUCUUCUUCCUCUUUUAAAUGAAGCAUAGACAUUUGGAUAACUGUAGCAGGAAAAUCAGAAUUGUGGGAUGGGAAAUCGAAUGUUAUGACUUCUGUGGGCAAAUAAUUAUAAGUGCAUUGUCUUAAAAACAGAGAGGAUUUCUCUUUGUAAAAUGUUAGAAGAAAAAUUAACAGUACAGUAGUUUUUAAGGAAGCUUUCAGGUUUUUAUAGAGAUUCUUUUCAGUGCAGAAUUCAUCUGUUCUUGAUCCUCUAAUCUGUCAUUACUGUAAACAGCUCAGUGUGGGUAAGAAUGCAGAGUCUGUUUUCAAAAUACUGCUUGUUAAUGCUGAUACGAGUUUCGAGUUCAAAUGGUAUAAAAAGAAAAAGCCUUUAUUUAGGAUAUUAAUCCACGUCGUUCAUUCCUGAGCGGAAAAUUUUCAUCUGUACAAUGGCAGAUGGAUCAGAAAGUUGUUGGAUCAAAUUCUUUGUGGAGAUCUGCAGUAACUUGUUUUGACCUCUACAAAAAGAGAGCUGAACUGAAGCUGUGAAAGCCACAGCCUAUGAGUAAGCAGACAGUGAAACGGAGGGUUUGGCUGCAGCUCAUGGCUGUAAGGGUACAGAGGCUGUGUCCCAACAAGCCAGGCUUUGCAGUGGAUGUGGCCACGUAGUUUCUCAGCGUGAACAUUUGCUCUGCGAAUGUGAUAGGACAGGAGAAACUUCUUAAGAAGCAUCAAGAUUUUCUGUCCUAUUUGCGUUAAUUUUCGUUUUUCCAGAUGUAGGACACAACUGGAAGAGACCGGUUACGUUCUCUCAAGGCCAGUGGUAGAACUGCUGUCCUAAGACACUGUCCACAUGUUUUGUUGCCCACGUUGCACUGGGCAACGCGCUGACAAGUGAGGUUCCUUUGUGUUUUGAGGUAGCUGUGGGUGAUCCCACAUACUGCUUCCCUGACUCUGCUUUGGAGAAACUUGCUUUCUCCACGAUGUACAACCCUAACAAUGGUGUCUGAGCCCUUUUUUGCAGUUACCUGCUUUUUAUUGUUCCCAAAACACCCCACCAGAAACUUGUGCAGAGUUUCCACUGCAUUUUAAUAAGGACUCUGUAAGCUGACAGAACUGAAGACCCUCUGUACAAAGAUGUCUUAUUCAGGCAGUCUAGCUGUUAAGCGAGAAACUGUUGGUGAGGACAGAGGAGCAGUAAUUUUUACUUUCAGAUAAGCUUUACAGUAACACCAAUAGCCUUCCAGUUUUUUGCAUCUGUGAUAUAAAUCUGUCAGCCACUCAGAGAUUGCAAGUUCCCAAGAGGAUGGGAAAAGAUAAACCCAGGAAAUCUUAUUAAAACUACUGUCUUAGAACUAAAUGAAAACAUGUGUCAGUAAAGCAUUAAAAGGGGAAGAUUUUGCCACUUUUUAAGAUCUCUCUCGUUUGCCUGUAGAGUUCCUGAAUCACUGACUUUGCUAUAUUUGCAAAUAAAAUGUGUUUUCAGUCA